CAACAGCUGUCAGCCGGCAUUCAUUUGUUGUUCUGUGCAGUUUAUAUAAUAAUUCUUAUUUGUUGUGAAUUUAUUUAUUAACCCAAAUAAAAUGCUGAUGAGUCGUUGCUUGAUGGCCUUAAGGGUCGCCAGAUCCCAGAUGUCGGCCAACGCAGCCGGAAAACCCCAAAACCUUAUGCAGCGUUUCUACAGCAGCAAUCCGCCAGCAAUUGGAAUUGUGGACUACGAUGUGGUCAAGAAACUGCCCAGCGAACCGCAGAAGCUUCUCAUCGAUGUCAGGGAGCCGGAGGAGCUGAAGGAGACCGGUCAAAUCCCCGCCAGCAUCAACAUUCCCUUGGGAGUGGUUAGUCAGGAACUGGCUGCCAGUGGACAGCUUUUCAAGUCCAAAUAUGGCCGGGAAAAGCCGAAACCGGAUACGGAAAUCAUAUUCCACUGCAAGAUUGGCAAGAGGAGCCUCAAGGCCGCAGAAGCUGCUGCUGCUUUGGGCUUCAGGAACGUUAAAAACUACGAGGGAUCCUGGUUAGAUUGGGCCGAACGGGAGGGCUUGCCCAAGUAAACCUGUGGGAAUUCUGUGAAUUGGUGCAAAGCACCAUAAUCAUAAAAAACCCAAUUUUCAAAGUAAAAACAUUGCAUAAGUUUUGGCAAGU
Drosophila suzukii is the source of this 647-nucleotide messenger RNA. Its product is annotated as rhodanese domain-containing protein CG4456. The record is from RefSeq and is a predicted model, not a curated record. NCBI's taxonomy places the organism in Eukaryota, Metazoa, Arthropoda, Insecta, Diptera, Drosophilidae.